AUGGGUAAAGCAGGAAGAUUCGCAUGCAUAUUCUUGCCUAUGGCAUUGACCAUCGCGUCACUCAUUUGCACAAUCCUCGUCUUCUCCGGACAGACCAACAAGGACAUGUCACUACCCCGAGAUCUGUACUUCAUCAAGAUCAAUGCAAAAGACUUCACAGCAGACCCAGACACGAUAUUAGACAAGAUCCCCGAUAACAUCGAGAUCAACAACGACCUCCUCAACGCUCUCCAGAGCGUCGCCAAGGCCGACGACAUCAAGGACUUCUACAAGGUCGGACUCUGGAACUACUGCGAGGGCGAGAUCAAUGACAAGGGCGACGAGAAGAUCACCCACUGCUCUCCCCGCAAGACCAACUUCUGGUUCAACCCCAUCGAUGUCUGGAACCUCAAGGACACCGCCGCCCAGAAGGUCUUCGACGAUGAGCUCAAGAACGGCGUCGAGGUCUACUCCAAGAUUGCCAAGUGGGUCUUCACUGCCUACGUCGUCACCAUCUGCUUGACUGUCGCCGAAUUCAUUGUUGGUAUCUUCGCCAUCUUCAGCCGCUGGGGUAGCCUUGCCACCACCAUCGUCUCUUCUGUCCAGACUGUCUUCAUCAUUGGCGCCGCUGGCGCCGUUACUGCCAUCUACGUCAGCUUGCUCGGUGUUUUCUCCGCCGUCCUCAGCCACUACAAGAUCAAGGCCGAACUCGGUGGAUCCAUGAUGGCCGUUGUCUGGCUCGGUGUUGCUUUCUCGGUCGCGUCCGGCUUCUUCUGGCUCAUCUCCGUCUGCUGCUGCUCCGGAAAGUCCCCCCACAAGAAGGUCUCCGUCGAGAAGACUCCAUACACUUACGAGCGUGUCGCUUCUCCUUACCUCGGCGGCCAGCAGCAGGGUCACCAGCUUGGAAACAUGCCUGCGUCCGGCCACGGUACCACUGGUACCGCCUACGAGCCCUUCAGGCACGAUUCUCGCGUUUAA
Aaosphaeria arxii CBS 175.79 is the source of this 957-nucleotide messenger RNA. Its product is annotated as integral membrane protein-like protein. The record is from RefSeq and is a predicted model, not a curated record. The transcript is spliced from 3 exons. Gene Ontology annotation, biological process: fungal-type cell wall organization. The coding region runs from base 1 to 957 and encodes 318 amino acids. Gene Ontology annotation, cellular component: plasma membrane; cell cortex of cell tip. Lineage: Eukaryota; Fungi; Ascomycota; Dothideomycetes; Pleosporales.